AUGGAGCCGCGGGCCCGAGGCUGGUGGCUGCUGUGCGCGGCCGCCGCGCUGGCCGCCUGCGCCCGCGGGGACCCCGCCAGCAAGGGCCGCAGCUGCAGCGAAGUCCGCCAGGUCUACGGCGCCAAGGGCUUCAGCCUGAGCGACGUGCCCCAGGCGGAGAUCUCGGGAGAGCACCUGCGGAUCUGCCCCCAGGGCUAUACCUGCUGUACCAGUGAGAUGGAGGAGAACCUGGCCAACCGCAGCCGGGCCGAGCUGGAGACGGCCCUCCUGGACAGCGCCCACGCCCUGCAGGCCACCCUCGCCACCCAGCUGCAGAGCUUCGAUGAUCACUUCCAGCAGCUGCUGAACGAGUCGGAGCGGGCGCUGCAGGACGCCUUCCCCGGCGCCUUCGGGGAGCUGUACACGCAGGGCGCCAAGGCCUUCCGGGACCUGUACGCCGAGCUGCGCCUCUACUACCGCGGCGCCAACCUGCACCUGGAGGACACGCUGGCCGAGUUCUGGGCCCGCCUGCUGGAGCGCCUCUUCAGGCAGCUGCACCCGCAGCUGCUGCUCCCCGACGACUACCUGGACUGCCUGGGCAAGCAGGCCGACGCGCUGCGGCCCUUCGGGGAGGCUCCGCGGGAGCUGCGCCUGCGGGCCACCCGCGCCUUCGUGGCGGCGCGAGCCUUCGUGCAGGGCCUGGGUGUGGCCGGCGACGUGGUCCGCAAGGUGGCCCAGGUGCCCCUGGGCCCUGAGUGCUCCAGGGCCGUCAUGAAGCUGGCCUACUGCGCCCACUGCCUGGGGGUCCCCGGCGCCCGGCCCUGCCCCGACUACUGCCGCAACGUGCUCAAGGGUUGCUUGGCCAACCAGGCCGACCUCGACGCCGAGUGGAGGAAUCUUCUGGACUCCAUGGUGCUCAUCACCGACAAGUUCUGGGGCCCUUCCGGAGCAGAGAGCGUCAUCGGCGGCGUGCAUUUGUGGCUGGCCGAAGCCAUCAACGCCCUCCAGGACAACAGGGACAUCCUCACCGCCAAGGUCAUCCAGGGCUGUGGGAACCCCAAGGUGAACCCUCAGGGCUCCGGACCCGAGGAGAAGCGGCGCCAGGGCAAGCUGGUGCUACAAGAGAAGCCUCCCACGGGCACGCUGGAGAAGCUGGUCUCGGAGGCCAAGACGCAGCUCCGCGACGCCCAGGACUUCUGGAUCAGCCUCCCCGGCAUGCUGUGUAGCGAGAAGAUGGCCAUGAGCAGCGCCAGCGAUGACCGCUGCUGGAACGGCAUGGCCAAAGGCAGGUACCUCCCAGAGGUGAUGGGCGACGGCCUGGCCAAUCAGAUCAACAACCCCGAGGUGGAGGUGGACAUCACCAAGCCCGACAUGACCGUCCGCCAGCAGAUCAUGCAGCUGAAGGUCAUGACCAACCGGCUUCGCGGCGCCUACAGCGGCAAUGACGUGGACUUCCAGGACGCCAGCGACGACAGCAGCGGCUCGGGCAGCGGGGACAGCUGCCCGGACGACCUCUGUGACCGGAGGGUCAGCAAGAAGAGCUCCAGCUCGCGGACGACCCUGACGCACGCCCUCCCCGGCCUGUCGGAGCGGGAGGGCCAGAAGACGUCGGCCGCCAGCUGCCCCCAGCCCUGCGCGUCCCUGCCGCUGCUGCUCCUGUCCCUGGUCCUCUCGGCCGCCAGGCCCACGUGGCGGUAACUGCCCCAGGCCCCAGGGACCGAGGCCAAGAACUGACUUUGCCAAAACGCAGAACAGAUGAUAUUUAAUUCUCCUCGGCCUAGAGGCCCCGGGGCAGGACGGGGCGGGGCGGGGGCCCCCCAGCCCCGUGACUGCGCGGGGGUGGGGCGGGGGUGCCGCUCCCCCCACCCCCGCCCCGGCCUGGCUCCGCCCGCCACCCUGGCUUUUAAUUUUGUAUGAGGCCCUCAGGUCAGCCAGGAACAAUGUCCCCAAAAGCCAUGUAUUUCAGGGACCCGGGGGCUGCCGGGGGCCACGUCCCGCCUGCCCGCCUGCGCCUGUCCCAGCUCCCCGAGCAGCGUCCCGCUGGAGAGCGCGAGCCUGUGCCUUCCUCUCCUGCCUCCUCCCGCGGGAACUGCCAGGCUCCACGGUCGGGAACCGAGGCCCACCCCUCGGCGCCUCGGCAUCCCGGGGGGGCCUCGGGGUUCUGGCCUCCGGGGUGCAGCAGGGCCCUUGAGAUUAUGCAUGACGCCUCCAGACUCACCAGGGCCCCGCGACGCCGCGCCCCAGAGGCCUCCGCGCCGGGCGAGUGCCAACAGGAAGGCAGCCUCGCCCACCAGCGCGGGUGGACCUCGUUCCUCCCCAGGACCAGCCGCCAGGGCCCCGGGGCGCGCAGGUGGCCGCGGUGGUCACGCCCUGGCGCAUCAGGGCACUUGGCGGACCUUCGUGUGAGGAUGGGGGUGCCCACCCUGGCCGUCCCAGGAGAGCAGGCCGGCCCCGUGUGGCUGUGGGCACCCCCUUCAAACGCGGGCCCCACGCCUGCACCCUAGGUGACGGCCGCUGUGCGCAGGUGCCGCCCGCCCACGCCGCUGCCUCUCGUCCCCACAGCCCGGGCUGACGCGGGCGGGGCUGGAGGGGACACCUGGCCCUGCCGACCAGAGGCCCGCCUGGGUCCCUCCUGGCCGGCGGCUGCAGUGGGGCGGGGGGGGUGGGGGGGGGGCGGCGCUUUGACAGUUAAGGGCUUUUCCAAACGUACAUACGUUCACACCCGUGUUCUACUUGUUCACCCGGAGCUGGGGAAGGCUGGGGCUCCCCACACCUGGGGCGCCCCUGCUCACUCAGGCUGUCGAGCCCCCCGGCCCCGGAGCUCCCUCCCUCCCAGGCCCUUGCUGCUGGACCCGGCCAGAGAGGGGCUCGGGCAAGGGGACCCUCGAGGGCCGGGGGGUGCUGAGCCCCCGUGGCCAGAGACGCAGUCCUAACCAGCACCCGGGCCCGACGAGGCCACUUAGCACUGCUUUGCCUUGCCUCUCACGCUGCUCAGGGCCCCCCGCUGUGCCCCACCAGGCCGCGCAGCCCCACGGGCACCCCCACCCCGUCAUAACCCUGCUCGUGCCAGACCAGGGCCCGGGCCUGGGGCCUCCUUCCCCGUAGGUGACGGCCCGCUGGACUCUCAGGGGCUCGGGGGCGGCCGCCCGUGCACCCGGACGCCAGCAUUUGGCCGCACGUGGACCUCCCCCCGGGGGGCCCGCGCUGUACCUGCCUGAGGGGGCGGCCCCGGCACAGUCGCCGGCCGGGCGGUAGCCAGGCCUGCUGUGUCCUGCUGCACGGUGUCGACUGGCGUCAUUUGCUCUUGAGUCCUUGUACGAAUAAAAGGUUGGAGAGCUUG
Canis lupus familiaris (dog) is the source of this 3319-nucleotide messenger RNA. It is a transcript of the gene GPC1, whose product is annotated as glypican 1. Gene Ontology annotation, biological process: regulation of protein localization to membrane; cell migration; negative regulation of fibroblast growth factor receptor signaling pathway. Gene Ontology annotation, molecular function: fibroblast growth factor binding. The transcript has 9 exons. Lineage: Eukaryota; Metazoa; Chordata; Mammalia; Carnivora; Canidae. Gene Ontology annotation, cellular component: plasma membrane; synapse; extracellular region. The coding region runs from base 1 to 1677 and encodes 558 amino acids. The record is from RefSeq and is a predicted model, not a curated record.